UUUAUUUUGAAUCGGCGGAAUGUCAUAACAAGUAAAAAAAAAACUAUUAGUUUUACCUAACUUACUUUAUUAAAAAAGAAUGUAGACUCGAACAAGUCGUUAAUAUUACUUAUAAAUAUUGCCCUGUUGGUACUCAUCAAAUAACUAAUCAAAAUACAGUAUGUCCAAGCUACCCAAAAGUGCAUUGAGCUUAAAGCAGUUCAUGCUUCGCCAGGAAGUGCUCAAGCUCUAUCGAACCAUCUUUCGUACGAUCCGUCAGGUGCCGGAUGAGGCAAGCCGCGAGGAACUGCGCCAGUGGGCCCGUGCGGACUUCCGAGCCAACCGACACCAAACCGAAGAGCUGGCCAUCAAAAUGCUGAUGCAGACUGCCAACCGGUCGCUCAAGGAGCUUCAAACUAGCUUGGGACUGAGUGGCAUAGCCUCGACAACGGCGGCGUCCUCUUCUAGUAAAAGUGGAUGCAAGUCUGCUUAGACUUAGACCGAUGAUUGAGGGCGUUCGAAGCUUACUAUAGAUAGACGCUGACUUAGACAAUUUUUUUCGAUUAAAUUCAGAUGCUCAUUCAUUCUGAGCUUUGUUGUAUGUAUUGUAAUAGUUAUUUAAAAGUUAAGUAAGUUGUUGAUUGGUGUGAAUAAAUAACAUACCUUUGUGCUGA
Messenger RNA from Aedes albopictus (Asian tiger mosquito), 653 nucleotides. Its product is annotated as LYR motif-containing protein 2. The record is from RefSeq and is a predicted model, not a curated record. NCBI's taxonomy places the organism in Eukaryota, Metazoa, Arthropoda, Insecta, Diptera, Culicidae. The transcript is spliced from 2 exons. Bases 161 to 472 code for a protein of 103 amino acids. Gene Ontology annotation, cellular component: mitochondrion.